GUUAUCUACCAGCUGGAAGGAGGUACUCAAAUACUCUGUGUAACAGACAGUUGUGGCGCCCAAGAACUAAUUCCUGAGUAUCACGACCAACAUAAUCAUCUUCAAUCAGAUGUGGACAACCCUCUAACAGCCGUACUGGGGCAUUUUUUGACUGUUACAUGUGAACUGGUUCUGAAUGAACCAGAUUUUGAAAAUGGACCAUUACAACCAGUAGCUAGCACUGUCACAUUCCACCUAGAAUCAAAUCUGCAAGGGCCAAUGAAAAUGACUGCAGAGGACUUACCUUUCAGUCCAGGGAUUACAAAGUCUAAGAAACCAUGUAACUGCACAAAAUCACAGUGUCUUAAAUUAUAUUGUGAUUACUUUGCCUCUGGUGAAUUUUGCACCAAAUGUAACUGCAAUAAUUGUUACAACAAUCAACUUCAUGAAACUGAGCAAUUAAAAGCCAUUAAGAUAAAGGAAAAAAAAUAGAAAAAAGCCUGUUUUGAUAGAAACCCAGAAGCUUUCUUAUCAAAGUUUGGGAAAAAGAAACUAGGAGAAAUUAAACCUCACCAUAACAAAGGAUGUAAUUGCAAGUGCUCAAGAUGCCUCAAGAAUUAUUGUGAGUGCUUUGAGGCUAAAAUUAUGGGUUUCUCUAUUUGCAAAUGCACUGGUUGCAAAAAUUAUGAAGAAAGUCCAGACAAAAAAAUCCAGUUGAAUGUGGUAAACUACAUGGACAUUGGAAAUAGUGAAGGAAAUUGCCCAGUUGUAACAUCAGCAUUCAAAACGUUGCCAAAAUUGAAGACAGACAGGCAACCAGCUGUAUGUAUAUCUUGGGAAGAAGUGAAAGCAAUAUGUGCUUGUCUCCUGGUGCAAGCUGAAGAGGCAGAAGGUUAUUCUGAUUGUCUAGCUGAGCAGAUGAUCAUGGAGGAAUCUGGGAGGUGUUUAUCCCAGAUCCUAU
This is a messenger RNA of Tauraco erythrolophus (red-crested turaco), 940 nucleotides long. The record is from RefSeq and is a predicted model, not a curated record. NCBI's taxonomy places the organism in Eukaryota, Metazoa, Chordata, Aves, Musophagiformes, Musophagidae.